Molecule: messenger RNA, 5246 nt
Organism: Myripristis murdjan (pinecone soldierfish)
Lineage: Eukaryota; Metazoa; Chordata; Actinopteri; Holocentriformes; Holocentridae
Gene: dlgap4b
Product: discs, large (Drosophila) homolog-associated protein 4b
Exons: 12
Coding region: 167-3781 (1204 amino acids)
Biological process (GO): signaling
Cellular component (GO): glutamatergic synapse; postsynaptic specialization
Molecular function (GO): molecular adaptor activity
Source: RefSeq, a predicted model, not a curated record
UCUGUGCAUAAGUGGGUGUGUUUUGUGUGGAUUACAGUACUCUUCUACAUAAUGUAACCCCCUUGUUUCUACAUACCUUCUCUUUCCUAGGAGUCACUCUCGAGGUUGUCGUUCAUCUUUCCCUGGCCUGGGGGUCCUGUAGAGGGCUGGGCCCCUCCUCACCAACAUGAAAGGGUUGGGGACUAACCGUAACAGACACUUGUCUGACUCCUGUGAGCCGUCUUCAGGCCCUCCGGAUGCCCUCUACUCUCAAAAGACUGGCACCCUGCCUCGUAGUCCCUACCUGCUGAGCCCCACAAUGGACCAUUAUGGCACCAUGGACCCACACCACUAUCCUUCAGCCAAUCCUGGUUCCCUCCCACCGGACUGCAUGCUCCCCCUCAACAACCAACUGUCCAACAGCAGCACCUUCCCCAGGAUCCACUACAACUCCUAUGACCAGUCUGACUUCUCCCCACCUGGGGAUAGCAUUGGGGGGAUCACUACAGGGACGAUGGGCACAUCAAUGUCCAUGGGCAUGGGGGUGGGUAUAGGCAUGACAGGGCUAAGUGGACGGACACCCAUGAUUACAAGUGGCUCAGCAACCAUAUCGCAUCAUGCGACCAAGAACCAGGCGCCACCCAAUCUGCUGGAGCAGUUUGACAAGCAGCUACCUGGCGGCAGAGAUGGCUUCAGCACGUUGCAGUUCCACAGAACAUCGGCAGUCGCUGCCACCAAGCAGCGCACAGACAGCCCUGGACGCAUCCGUUACAUGCUACACUCAGUCCAAAAGCUCUUUGCAAAGUCCCAGUCACUGGAGAGCCACAACAUGAAAGGAAACGUAAAUGGACGCUCUGCUGGCAGUGGUGGAGGCUCGUCUGGCACAGAGGAUGGAGGAAAGCAGAAUCGGAGAGCCAAGAGUAAGGAUCGGGGUACUAAAUCAGAAGGAACUGCCAAACGGCGACCACGCUCCAACAUGUCAGGCUACUGGAGCUCAGACGAUUUGGACAGCAGCGAUUUGAGCAGCUACCGUAACCCCAUGGCCAUGAUGACUCUUGGGCGUCCUUCUGGCCACGACAGCCAGGGGGGUCAGAGCAGAUACAUCCACAGUGGUUACAACACUAUCAGCUCCUCCAAAAGCAACAGUGAGAUGAAGUAUCCAGCUCUUCCCAGGCCUGGCGGUGGAGGGGGGAGUGGGGGUGGAGGAGGAAUAAGCAGUAUGGUGUUGAAUGAUAGUGACUUUAUGAAAGGCGGCUCCUGGUCCACAUUAACCAUGGGCCAGCCAAGACAGGUUAUCCAGAAGGGCUCAGCUACUCUGGACAGAUCCAUGCUCAAAUCCAAAUCCUGCCAACAGGAACUAGCCUGCAACUAUCUGCAGGUUGGGCGAAGGGGUGAUUGGAGUAGCACAUUAGGCCGCAGCGGGGGUGCCAAUGAAAUCCCGUGUCGGCGGAUGCGCAGCGGCAGUUAUGUGAAGGCCAUGGGCGACAUGGAGGACAGUGACGACUCAGAGGGAAGCCCUAAACCCUCACCAAAAUCCGCUGCUCGUCGCCAGAGCUACCUCAGGGCUACGCAGCAGUCUCUGAGCGACCAGCUACCCCCACGCAACAGAACCCUGGAUUUCACCAUGUUGCAGGGGGAGCUGGAUGCCCUGUGGUCUCCACUCCACAGUGCGUCCUCUCUGCACCAGCUGGGCAGGUCAAUGAGCAGCUGUCUUCCAUCUCUCAGAGAGCUCUCCAAUAACCGCAGCCUGGACAACCUAGACUGCAUUGGAGGUUCGGGCUCAUCUUACCCACGCUGGGAUGAUGAUGACUUCAGCCAGGCCUGCAGCACCUUGGGCAGGAGCAGCUGCCUGGGACAGCUACGGGACCUGGAAAUGAGCCAUCGUUAUGAGGACCGCAGCUCCGAGUCCACAUUCAGAGAUUCCCGCUCCCAUUCUCAGGACAACCCGGAGCCUCCAGACUUGCCCAUGCCAACAUGCUUCCGAUCUCGUAGCCAUAGUUACCUGAGAGCCAUCCAAGCCGGCUGUUCCCAAGAUGACGACACGGCGUCCUUGGACUCAGGUUCGCCACCUCCAACUGCCACCACUGUUCGCACCUACAGCACCAGCACUGACGACCUUUCUACCCCAUGGAAGAUAUGGAAAGAACAGUUCGGCUCUUACCUGAUAGCCACUGGCUUGGACAAAGCCCCGAAGGAGAAACAGCUUGCAAUUUUUCUUCAGCGUUUGGGGACAGACAGACCACGCAUCUUUCCCAGAGCCCCAGUCUCUACAUGCAUAACCACCUGUAAGAAGGCUGCUCCCCCGCCAGUGCCACCCCGUACCACCUCCAAACCCUACAUCUCUGUGACGGUGCAGAGCAGCACUGAGUCGGCCCAGGACAACUAUCUGGACCAGCAGGACCGCAGAUCAGAGGUCAACAGCCAGUCUAGCCACGCCCACAGCAACUCGUCUGACAGCCUUGACAGCACCCGCGCCAACAGCCUGGCCCGGGGAUUUCCUCGCCCUCCACACAUCAUCCCCACUCCGGUCGCCACCCCCAGAGAACCGCUCGCCAUCACUGCCGCCGCCACAGCCAAUGCUUCCACUGAGACAAGUGACUCGGUAGUUCAGCAUGAGCCUCUGAAGACAGCCGUAAAUAAAGGGAAUCUAGUGGCAGACGAGCCCCAGGUGGUUCCAGUACCCAGGAGGAAACUGUCCUCCAUUGGCAUACAGGUUGACAGUAUUCAGGAAGUUCAACGAGAGGAGACCCCACCGUUGGCCAGAUUUCAGUCAAUUGGAGUACAAGUGGAGGACGGGUGGCAGCAGAGUCGCUCAAGUAGCAUGGCCUCAAAGCAAGAAACAGACUCAGACACACAGGACAUCCCUGUCAUCUCCCAUGUCAACUCAAAUAACGCCAAGUCCACCGAGAAGAAAGUCAUGGUCAACAGCGCCAGCCAAUCCGUGGACUUUCCCCCUGGACAGGACUCCCUAGACAAUGGAGACGCCACCGGUGACACCUCGUCGCCCCCACCGCCCAGGCAGAUCCUGAACCGCUCCACCACGCGAAGUAGCUCCUCUUCUUUCUCUGAAAGUCUGGACCCAGCGUUGGAUCCCUCAUCGCUGCCACCACCAGACCCCUGGCUGGAGAGUGGGAACGGGAGUAACAGCAGCGCACCCCAAACCGGAGGAGGUGGGACCCUGUGUCGGAGAGAUGGACACUGGUUCCUGAAGCUGCUGCAGGCAGAGACGGGACGCAUGGAGGGCUGGUGUCAGCAGAUGGAACAGGAGACCAAAGACAACCAGCUGUCAGAGGAGGUGCUGGGGAAGGUCCGCAGUGCAGUAGGAAGCGCUCAGCUCCUCAUGUCCCAGAAGUUCCAGCAGUUCAGAGGACUGUGUGAACAAAACUUGAAUACGAAUGCCAAUCCCCGCCCCACAGCCCAGGAUCUGGCCGGUUUCUGGGACUUGCUACAGCUCUCCAUAGAGGACAUCAGCCUCAAGUUCGACGAACUCUAUCAUCUCAAGUCCAAUGACUGGCAGCCGGUGCCCUCUGCUGCUGCCCACUCGCCCCCUGAGCGGAAGGACGAGGAGAAGUCGGCCCCUCCAGUGCCAAAGAAGCCCGGUAAGGGGCGGCCAGCGCUGGGCCGUGAGAAGAGCGCAGACUCCUCGUCCACCUCCUCUUCGGCCUCGGCGGAGAAGCAGAGACAGGAGGCGCGCAAGCGUCUGCUGGCUGCCAAGAAGGCAGCCUCAUUUCGCCAGAACUCAGCCACUGAGAGCGCCGACAGCAUUGAGAUCUACGUCCCUGAGGCCCAGACUCGCCUCUGAGGGGGAGAGAGAAGGAUGGAGGGUGCAAGGAAAAGACAGAUAAUUGUGUCUGACAUACCUGGAGAAAGGAGAGAAAAACUAUUGGAAUGUAAAUGAGCUACUCAGAGCAAAGAUGGAUGGAGGAAAGGGUAAAAGAGAAAUCCAGUUCUCAGAGACCACUGGGGGGAGGCAAAUUGCAGGGAGGGAGCUUUGGGGCAUUUUGACCGACAUAGGCUGGUCCUGGUGGCAACAAAUACAUAUUUAACGAUUCAGAAACAGAAAGCGUGAAUUUGUGGGGCUUGACAGACUAUAAAGCAGGGGACUCCUCAUUUGAGGCUGCCAUUGAAAACCUCAGACAAUGAACUUUGUCAUUUGUUGUUACUAUUCUUGAUUAUUAUGAAAAUUGUUAACGAAGGUAUUAUUAUUACGACAUUAUCUCCUAAAGAAACUAUAUCAAGACUGUUUUAAAAGCUCCUCUAUCUUGGCUAUAAGAUCUAUUAAGCGGACAGAGGUCAAGCAUUUAUGCUUUUCUGUCUCCCAUCCUCCUCCUCUCUUCCCAGAUCCUUGGCCAUCCUGUAGCUUUGCACAACACCACCUUGUGGCCAUCACACACUACGCACAUUACGUAUACACUACACACACCACAGACUCACACUUGUCUUCCUUGUUGUAUUUAUUUGUUUACUUUUAUUUGUCCUUUAUUUUGUAUAAACCUCCAUUUAGAUCAGGUUAUUAAGAAUAUUUUGGACUGUGGCAUACUGAGGUUGAAAUUCAGGUUUGAAGGAGUAAAUAUAAUGAGGUAGUUCUGACAGUUAAAACUCCAGUGUGUCCUUGAAAGUGCUUUGUGUCCACGAUUUUAAACACUUUGAAAAUCUCUUAAGUUUAGCCUCUUGAUUUUGUGAUGAAAGCACAUCUCAAUGUAAAUGUGAUGACCCGGCAUGAAGAUCUUCUCCAAAAUUUCACAACAUGUACAUCAGUCUGUAUGACAGUGGCCAUAACCUGAAGAAUAUUAUUUUCUUUGUGGGGAAAAUAUAUUUAAGUCCCUUCUAGGCUCAUUUGCUUUUGUGCUCCAUUAACAUUGGCAUUUUCAUUGCUGUUAUUGCACAUACACGAAAAUUCACUUUUCAGAUUUUUUUGCUCCAUCCAUGUAGCCUAAUGUUUCUUGAUGCUUUUAUCAGUAUCACUCAAGCAUUCAAGCAUUCAUACACAUUUCAAAUGAAAACAGGGUUUUUCUUCAAGUAAAGCAGCAGGUUGAAUAUGCAGGGUAAUAGUGUCUGUAACUAUGGCGAUACACACUAGGAUUUACAUGUCUUGCAGUUAUUUUGUUCUCCAUUUUCAAAAGCAUCUUGAUUUUUCUCCCCUCUCAUGACAAAAACAGGCUCAGUUCUUUCUCACCAUUAUUGUUAUCCCCAUGAAGCUUCAUCCCAACAGCCCACACUUUUUUAUUUAUAGAAAAAUAUUUAAUUAAAGCAUUACAUACAUUGGU